ACAGUGUUACAGGACAGUUACAGGACAGUAUUACAGGACAGACAGUGUUACAGGACAGUUAAAGGACAGUGUUACAGGACAGUUUGGUUAUAAAUGAUUUCUCAUCCUCACUAGAUAUUUAUUAUAUACUUCAGGAGGACUGACUGGAUGUCCUGCUCCUGCUCCUGCUCCUGCUCCUGCUCCUGCUCCUGCUCCUGCUCCUGCUGCUGCCUUGCUGGAACAUUCCAGAAUGUGUUCACACCCAUAGUGCACAUGACCCUGUCACACUUUCCUAAUCAUUACUCUUCCAUGUUCAACACUCCAGAAAUAAAUGAUUAGAUGAUGUCAUUAUAAUAAAGAGAUUAGAGUAAGGAGACAUGUUUCUUAUGGACUUUUAUUAUCUUUAGUUAAACUGUGUACUACAGCGCAGCACAAACAAUAGUUUUCUUCACAUGUCCCAGUUUUUUACCCAUCUGUGGUCAGAAGGUCAGCUGUGAUGUAUCACCCCGGAGCAGAUGGGGUUAGGACCUUACACCAAACCCAGCCUUCUGAUUAACUCUGAGCCUUUGAGUUUAACUUUUAAGCAUUGAGUCUGGAGCGAGAGUGAGCACGAGGUUUAAUAACAGCUGAUCAUCUGCAUUUAGACAUCUUUAGACAGUUAAGGUGAUUUCACUAUAACUACUAAAAUCUAUCUUCUCAUAUUUUAGCUGAUUCUCCGUGUGUUAUAUUCCUGUAUAUAUUUAUGUUAGAUUACUGGAAGUCUUGUCAUUUUCUUCAUGGAGGUAAUUCAGUGUUUGUGGUAACAGUUGUUCUUAAACCCCAGCUCUAUUUUUGUCCUUGUGUCACUGUCCUAUGUUUUAUCCCUGUGUUUGGUGAAUGAGGUCAGUGCUGCUGUCUCUCUGUAAUCCUCUGUGCUGGUCAUCUUUCUCUCCCAGCUGCUGUGUUAAUCCGCCUGUGGCCGUGUGCCGUAGCUGCUGUUACCCAGCAUGUAUAAAAAGACCCUCAUUGUUACCCCACAACAAUCUCUGCACCUCCACACAGUGUGUGUGUGUGUUUGUGUCUCAUCCACAGCAACAUCCUCCACAGCUUACUAAGAGUCUGAGUCAUGUCUGAUGUAGAAGAGGAAUACGAAGAGCAUGCAGAAGCAGAGGAGGAACAAGAGGAUGAAGAAGAUAUCAGACAGGAGGAUGAAGGUGAGAGAACUUCACUUCUUCAUCACACUGCGCAGCAGGAAUACACAGAUUACCAAGAAGAAAAUCAGGAAGAAGAGGAGGAAAGGCCGCGACCCAAGCCUCUGGCUCCUCAACUCGCUCCUCCUAAGAUCCCUGAAGGAGACAGAGUCGACUUCGAUGACAUUCACAGGAAAAGGAUGGAGAAAGACCUGUUUGAGUUACAGACUCUGAUUGAGGUUCACUUUGAGCAGAGGAAGAAGGAGGAAGAGGAGCUGAUUGGACUUAAGGAGCGAAUUGAGAGACGGCGCUUUGAGAGAGCUGAGCAGCAGCGUGUCCGAGCUGAGAAAGAGCGAGAUCGACAAACACGCAUCGCUGAGGAACGACAGAGGAAGGAGGACGAGGAGGCAAAGAAGAGAGCAGAUGAUGAGGCUAAGAAGAAGAAAGUUUUGUCCAACAUGGGAGCAAAUUUUGGAGGCUUCCUGGCUAAGGCAGAACAGAGGCGAGGGAAGCGUUUGACUGGAAGGGAAAUCAAGCGGAAAACUUUAUCAGAAAGACGAGCACCUCUCAGCAUUGAUAAUUUAAAAGAGGACGGACUUCGGCAGCGAGCACAGGAGAUGUGGGAGUGGAUUUAUCAGCUGGAGUCUGAGAAGUUUGACUUCAUGGAUCAGAUGAAGAGGCAGAAGUAUGAGAUCGUGGUCCUGCUGAACAGGAUCUCACACGCCCAAAAGUUCAAAAAGGUCCACGGAAAGGGAAAAGUUGGUGGUCGCUGGAAAUAAACUGUUUAUCUUAUGAUGUGAAACUUGUUACGAAAAGACAAGAUGAGAGAAAUCAAUGAAUCUCUUCCACUUCAGACGCAGAGUCUGUAAUCAUCUUUAUUGUCCAGACAAAUAAAUAAAUAAAUACAUACAUUCUCUGA
Messenger RNA from Tachysurus fulvidraco (yellow catfish), 2067 nucleotides. It is a transcript of the gene tnnt1, whose product is annotated as troponin T type 1 (skeletal, slow). The record is from RefSeq and is a predicted model, not a curated record. Gene Ontology annotation, molecular function: tropomyosin binding; troponin T binding. Bases 1085 to 1927 code for a protein of 280 amino acids. Gene Ontology annotation, biological process: sarcomere organization; regulation of muscle contraction; slow-twitch skeletal muscle fiber contraction. Lineage: Eukaryota; Metazoa; Chordata; Actinopteri; Siluriformes; Bagridae. The transcript has 15 exons. Gene Ontology annotation, cellular component: troponin complex.